Onychomys torridus (southern grasshopper mouse) is the source of this 1464-nucleotide messenger RNA. RefSeq lists its product as uncharacterized. The coding region runs from base 1 to 1464 and encodes 487 amino acids. The transcript is spliced from 13 exons. The record is from RefSeq and is a predicted model, not a curated record. NCBI's taxonomy places the organism in Eukaryota, Metazoa, Chordata, Mammalia, Rodentia, Cricetidae.
AUGACCAAUCCCUGUGCCUUCAACCUUUCAGGGGAAAGAGAUGUUGAAAAUAGAGAUGAUGAUGGGUUGGAUACAGAACUUCUGAAUGGUAAUGAAGGUGAAUACACUCACAUGGAAGAUGAUAGUGAAAAACUGGCUUCUAUGACUGUUACUUCAUCUAUAAAGACCUCUGAAAUUAAUCAGGACAGUGUAGAUACACUUGAUCAACCCAAGAUGGAUGCUUCGGACUUCCUGGACACAAGUGGCAUCACCAGCAAACUGUCAACACUUGUUCUCAACCAGGACAUCCUGAGCCAGGAAGGGCUUCUGAGCCCUAUUAUCCUCAACAGCCAGAAUCUAGCCAGGAAGAGAGAAGAGCUACAGAGGCUUCUCCUGGGUGGCAGUCUAUCAUUUGGUAUCAAGAAUGACCUCCUGGAGGCAGCAGGGACCAAAGCUGUGGAAGGCCUGAUCUGCAAGGGCUCCCUGGGUGGCCUUUGUGGCCAUGGGAGUCUCUCUGGCAUGAAUGAUGUUCUGAAGAACAUGAAUUCUGGGCAACCCAAUAGCCGGCUCAAUGUCACCCACUUUGAUAUUGUCCGGUUGUCAUGGAAUGUCUUUGCCUCAUCUCGUCUUGAACUUAAACUUCAGACCAAGCUGACUAUCAACUUUUCAGGGAUGAUCUCAUUUCUCAAUGGCUCUACAGUGGAUGUGGACAUUGUGAUCCCCUUGGAUUUGCACCAGAUUGAGCCUGGCCAAUUCUCAUUUUCUGUGAAGAGCUGCCAGGCAAUAGUCAAUGGGAUCCAAGUGAAUACAGGCAUGUUCUCCACAAUGAUGGAAUCAAUGAUGAAAUGGUCCUUGAAUAUUUCCUUGCCCAACAUAUUGUGCCCUGUGGUCAGAUUCUGGUUCUACAUCAUCAACCAACAGUUGACCAUUCUGAAAAAUAUUGCCUCACUUGGGAUGUUGGCAGACAACAACUUGCCCAGUACCCCACAGCCCAUUUUGUUCCAACGAUCUUAUCACAUGGACUUUAAGGACAAAAGCUUCCCAUCCUCUUUCAUCAAUUGGCUGAUUAAAGAGCAUGGGCUUUCACUCAUUAAAGCUGACCAGUGGAAAGCAUUCACAGACCAUGUCAGCAUGGUGCUGCUUCGGGAAGACCCAUCUAAGCUCGUGACUUCAUGGAAUCCCAUUCGACAGUUUCACUCUUGUGCCCUAUGCUACUGGAAUGGUUUCCAGACAGUCCUGGCCUAUGCCUAUAACCAGCUAGAGGCUUUUGCUUCAGUUCCCCCACAGUACCUCAAUGGCUUGGGUAUAAAGUGGGACUCCUUUAUCAUUCCCUGGCUCUCUGACUCUGCCUUGAGGAAAAUGCACUGCUACGGCCCAGAGAUCACGCUCUGCACUGAGGGGCAACCUGAGUCUCUGGAGUCUCUCAACCUGCACAAAGCCACCAAAGCUUUUGAGGAUAGCAGAGCCAUGCUUGGUCACACUUGA